CGUGACCCGGGCGGCCAGGCCAGGCAGCGUCGCUCUAAUGCCGGAGGAGGAGGUGCUCAUCCCGUCUCUCUGUGUUUGUGCCUGGAAGAAAUGGACUCUGGCAAUGCAUGAAUUUGAUCAUUCAGAGAUCCGAUCAGUUGAGUCUGUGAAUGGCGCCAAAACAGGACCCUAAACCAAAAUUUCAAGAAGGUGAAAGAGUCCUGUGUUUUCAUGGGCCAUUGCUCUAUGAGGCAAAGUGUGUGAAGAUCAACAUAAAGGAUAAGCAGAUAAAGUACUUCAUUCAUUACAGCGGAUGGAACAAAAACUGGGAUGAAUGGGUUCCUGAAAGUAGAGUUCUCAAAUAUGUGGACAGCAACCUUGCGAAACAAAAAGAGCUUCAAAAGGCCAAUCAGGAUCAUUAUGUUGAGGGAAAGAUGAGAGGGAUAGCACCAAGCAAGAAGAUUGCUGCUGUGCAGCAGAAAAAUGCUGAUCUGAAAGUGAAAAAGACAAAACAAAAGACCCCAGGGGCUGGCGAAGGCACUAGCAGCGGAGAAAUGCCCCAGGGACCACGGAAGAAGAGGGCACGGGUUGAUCCCACUGUGGAAAGUGAGGAGACUUUCACCAACCGUGUGGAGGUGAAAGUGAAGAUUCCCGAGGAGCUGAAACCCUGGCUGGUGGAUGACUGGGACCUCAUCACUCGACAGAAACAGUUGUUUCAUCUGCCAGCCAAGAAGAACAUAGAGACCGUCUUAGAGGACUAUGCAAACUAUAAAAAAUCAAAAGGAAACUCGGACAACAAGGAGUAUGCAGUGAAUGAAGUGGUAGCAGGGAUUAGGGAGUACUUCAACGUCAUGCUGGGCACUCAGCUUCUGUACAAGUUUGAAAGGCCUCAGUAUGCUGAGAUUCUGGCUGACCACCCAGACACGCCAAUGUCCCAGGUCUAUGGGGCGCCACACCUGCUGCGCCUUUUUGUGCGUAUUGGAGCAAUGCUGGCCUACACUCCCUUAGAUGAAAAGAGUUUGGCUCUACUGCUCAAUUACCUCCAGGAUUUCCUCAAGUAUCUGGUGAAGAAUUCGUCCACCCUCUUCAGUGCCAGUGACUACGAGGUUGCUCCCCCAGAGUACCACCGUAAGGCUGUGUGAGAGCUCUCAGCACAGAGCAUUUCCCCAGAGGCAUGCCAUGCCUUCUCUCAGACCACAUGUAAUAUUGCCAUUAUUACCCUUGGAGUGGAGAACUGGAUGAAAACUUUUCACUUGAACUCAUCUGCUUCCUCCAUAAAGGUCUCAGGAGCUUGUCACAGUUCUAAGUAAGGAUUUGAAGUAAUUUUUUUUUGUAGCUCUGUCCUUUUUCUCUUUCUCUUUCCCUUUUCCCUGUCUCUCUUCCUGGCAUUGAAAAGAGAAAAAAGGGAUAAUAUGUUUCCAUGUCAAGAAAUUACUAGUUCCACAAACAACUGUGGUGUUUUUUUGUGCAUUCCAUCUGAUGGAUGUGUGUUCCUUGACUGUCACAUGUGUGUAUUUUUAAGUGUUUCCUCCUGACAUAUGAGGUGCACGUGUAUGCACCUCAUAUGACACCUCAUUUCGCACGUUUUUGUACCUGGAUCCUGUGUAUUAUUGGUUAUCAGUUUGUAAUAAACAUGUUUCUACACAUUC
Messenger RNA from Myripristis murdjan (pinecone soldierfish), 1628 nucleotides. Its product is annotated as mortality factor 4-like protein 1. The record is from RefSeq and is a predicted model, not a curated record. Gene Ontology annotation, cellular component: NuA4 histone acetyltransferase complex; nucleus. The transcript has 12 exons. Lineage: Eukaryota; Metazoa; Chordata; Actinopteri; Holocentriformes; Holocentridae. Bases 150 to 1121 code for a protein of 323 amino acids. Gene Ontology annotation, biological process: regulation of DNA-templated transcription; chromatin organization.